AUGGGCAAGAUGCAUUUGCUUGCUGGGUCUAGCGGGCCUGCUAUCGGUAAUCAACCUCUAGCCUAUCCUGAAGCUGUUCGUUUAAUAAAUCCAACACGGAUACUAGCUGGACAGGUGGAUGAUAAAUACCAGUACGCUUGUGAGAACAAAGACAACAAGGUGCAUGGGUGGAUAUCAAAUGACCCACCAGUUGGAUUUUGGAUGAUCACACCUAAUAAUGAAUUUCGCGAUGCUGGCCCCGUCAAGCAAGACCUAACCUCUCAUGUGGGGCCUAUUGUUCUCAAUAUGUUUGGUAGUGUUCAUUAUGCUGGGAAGGACUUAAAUACAGAGUAUCGAAAUGGAGAGCCAUGGAAGAAAGUUUUUGGCCCUGUUUACGUCUAUCUUAAUUCUAUUCCGCCUUCUGAAAAUCCCAAAGCCCUUUGGGAAGAUGCUAAAAGACAAAUGUCAACUGAAGUUAAAAGCUGGCCAUAUAAUUUUCCUCGAUCUGAAGAUUUCCCUUCUUCUGAUCAACGGGGAAAUGUCAUAGGUCAAUUAGUAGUUCGUGACCCGUACAUCAAUGAAAAAUUGAUUGAUGCAAGUUUAGCUUAUGCGGGAUUAGCAGCACCAGGUGCUGUGGGCUCAUGGCAAACAGAAGUAAAGGGUUACCAAUUUUGGACUCAAGCUGACAAGAAAGGAAGUUUCUCAAUUAAAAAUAUCAGAGCUGGGAAAUAUAGUUUAUAUGCAUUUGUUCCUGGUUUUCUUGGAGAUUACGAGUAUAAUGUUGAUGUCAUUAUUCAACCAGGAUCUAAGAUCAAAUUGGGUGUACUUACAUAUGAUCCUCCAAGAAAUGGUCCAACUCUUUGGAAAAUUGGCAUUCCUGAUCGUACUGCUUCUGAAUUCUAUGUACCAGACGCAAACCCAACACUCGUCAACAAAUUGUAUAUUGAUAGCCCAGCAAACAAAUUUAGACAAUAUGGAUUGUGGGAAAGAUAUACUGAUCUAUACCCUAAGAAUGAUCUCAUAUAUACCGUUGGUGUUAGUAAUUAUGCUAAAGAUUGGUUCUUCGCCCAUGUUAACAGAAAGGUUGGAAAUAUGCCAUAUAAGGCAACUACAUGGCAUAUCAUAUUUGAACUUAAAAGUGUAAUGCAAAGUGGAAGUUAUACUUUGCAAAGCCUUGCAUCAGCUACUAAUUCUGAACUUCAGGUGAGGUUCAACAAUGCCAAUGCCAAACCACCUCUUUUCACAAUAAGGCUAAUAGGCAAGGAUAAUGCUAUUGCAAGAUACGGAAUUCACGGUUUAUAUUGGUUCUAUAGCAUUCAAUUACCAGUUUCUCAACUUCUCCAAGGAAAGAAUAUAAUUUAUCUUACUCAGACUAGAAAUGGAAGCCCUUUUAGUGGUAUUAUGUAUGAUUAUAUUCGUUUAGAAGCACCGCCUUCCAGUCCCUCCAAUCCUUCCCAACAUGCAUCCAACCUCUCUCACUCAUCCAUAUCUCAACACAACAAGCAUAUAGGAGCUUAA
This is a messenger RNA of Manihot esculenta (cassava), 1497 nucleotides long. Its product is annotated as probable rhamnogalacturonate lyase B. The record is from RefSeq and is a predicted model, not a curated record. Gene Ontology annotation, molecular function: catalytic activity; carbohydrate binding. Lineage: Eukaryota; Viridiplantae; Streptophyta; Magnoliopsida; Malpighiales; Euphorbiaceae. Gene Ontology annotation, biological process: carbohydrate metabolic process.